Molecule: messenger RNA, 918 nt
Organism: Rotaria socialis
Lineage: Eukaryota; Metazoa; Rotifera; Eurotatoria; Philodinida; Philodinidae
Source: the annotation of a GenBank genome assembly
AUGUCGACUUCAUGUAAUACACAUGAUUAUGACGGUAAAUUACGUAAGAAAUGGUUUGAAAUGCGUUCAAUGUUAGUUCAUACAUAUCUUCCAAAUUGUGAUUCAUUUAAUGAUACGAUUAAAGAUAUCGAACGAUGGCUUGACAAAAAAUAUUUUAAUGUGGCACGUAUUGGUCGUGCACGUCGUUCAUUAAGAAUUCUCACAUCAAGUCGAAAUAGUAAUUUUGACUCUUGUAACGAGAUUGACGUUGAAGAACUCUUACCUAUUAUAUGGAAUAAAGUUAAAAAUCAGGAAGAUAUACAGGAUACUUUCUAUGAGCAAUUGUGUGACAUUACGGGUGGAAGUUGUUCUCAAGGACGAUCAACUCGAUUGUUUCAAUUUUUAUUUCUUUUCGAUUUACCACCUGAAGCAGUAGUUUCAGCAUCGAUAGUCGACGAAGGAAAAGCAGAUGAGUUGACUGAAAAAAAAUUAAUUGAAAAAGAUUUAUCAUUUGAAACACCAAAUAUAGCAUUGAUGGCCAAGAACGAAAAAUCGAUUGAAUCCGAAAACACAAGAAAAGAUUUACCACCAAACACGUCGAUAAUUACAUCAUCAACUAAAGAAGAUCAAACGGGAAAGUCGAUUGAACAAGAAUCAAUAAAACAAGAUUCAUUCCUAGAAACAUCAAAUAUAACAUCGACAAUCGACACAGAACAAAUAAAAAGAUCGAUUCAACAAGAAUCUAUAAAACUAGAACCAGUACCUUAUGAGAAUUAUGUUGUUAUUUCAGGAGAAAAACGACAAUUCGAAGAAAAAUCUAAAUCCGACAAAGAGCAAUCUCCUGAGAACAUGAAACAGGCACAUCAUAAUGAGCAAUUACACACAGACGACAAAGCAAAAGAAAAUCAACAAUCAGUAGAACGUCAACAGUCACAAUGA